Messenger RNA from Contarinia nasturtii (swede midge), 377 nucleotides. RefSeq lists its product as uncharacterized. The transcript is spliced from 3 exons. NCBI's taxonomy places the organism in Eukaryota, Metazoa, Arthropoda, Insecta, Diptera, Cecidomyiidae. Bases 6 to 326 code for a protein of 106 amino acids. The record is from RefSeq and is a predicted model, not a curated record.
UGGACAUGGUUGCCAAAUCCACCAAACAAUACAGCCGGCACGGGUGGUUUGAGACCGGACAUUUAUUCACCGCAAGUGCGAAUCAGAAAGAAAAGGAACAACCAUGGGAACAACAAUGUCGGACGAUUGUUGGCGCACGCAUUAUAAAUGCACCAAUUGUGGACAUGUAUAUUUUACGCAUCAUAAUGCCCCAUGUAUGGCUUCGAAUCAUUUGCAUUAGAAUUCACAAACUGCACUUCAAGGAAUCAAGGAUGGUCAAAAACCCCAAACGGAUCGCCGUUUUCUUUCAACCGAAAAAUAAAACGAGAAAUAAUUUUGUGAAAUAAUAUAUUACUUUGAUGACUGAAUAAAUACACCUCAUUCGUCACUUGAUAAAA